CGUCCGUCCGUCCGCAGCCGCGCGCGCAACUUCGCACGCGCUAGUAUCGAGGCCGGGGGGCGUUUGCGACUCUGCAGGGCGACCCGCUCCAUUCAUCCGACCCUCGUCGUCGUUGAGCUCGUGAGACUGGAAGACCCCCCGACGGAUCAACAAAUCUGCACCCUCUUCUAUGCGAGCGGAAAAUGUGAUUUAAUAUUUCGGCCCCCUCCCCCCCCCAAAAAAGUUUGUUUUUAUGUUAACGCGCGCGAGUUGAUGUAGUCCGAGUCGAGGAUUUAGAAAUACAUUAUUUUGAUAUCAAGAUGCAACUGUAGACUCACCACCGCAGCAAGUGGACGUUAUAAAUAUAAAUAUACAUAUAUAUAUAUAUCUUUUAAAAAGCUGAACUGGCGUGCAAGCCGCCGAGAUGGAGAAUCGCAGCCCUUAACCGACCGGGCGAGAUGGGGAAAUGGGAGUUAACCAUGAAUCCAGUUCAGGAGUGGGGCGAGGAGUUGGAGGAGGGGGCUGUGUACGGGAUCACCCUGCGGCGGGAGCCCGUCCCCUCGUCCCCCAAACCCGGUGCGACAAAGCCACAUUGCGCCUUUAUCCGGUACCGAACCUGCAAGGUGCGGCGUCUGAAGGCGGCGACUCUGGACCAGCUGGUCAACCAUCUCCUAGACCUGGGCUGUCAGGAGCAGGACUACGGCCGGAUCUUUCUGUCCACGUACAGGACCUUCACCAGCUCCUCUGAACUCAUUGAACUGCUCUUCCAGAGGGAGAACGCCGUCUCGGAUCUGGACAACAGUGACUGUUGCAGAAGAGCGCUGUUGGCCUUUGUCCAGACGUGGCUGGACGAGUACAGCGAGGACCUCAGGGACGCUCCCCUUCACCCCUCACUUCGGCUGCUGCUGGAUCACCUGAGGGUCAGCUCCGCCGUGGCCGACGACAUGCGAAGUCAGCCAAAUUUCUGCUCCCUGGCCGGGCAAGCCGAGGCGCUGCUAAAGAGGUUUCAGAGAGAAGAAGCUGAGACCAACUGUUGUGCUGCCCGAGGAAAUGCGGACCAAGACGAGGAGGGCUCCAGCGAUGAAGGUUCGGAAGGUGAGGGUGCCCCGGAUCAAGACAGCAUCAUGGAUUUCUCGGUCUCGGCCAUCGCAGAGCAGCUCACCCGCCUGGACUCGGCUUUGUUUGUCAAGGUGGUGCCCUACCAGUGUCUGGGCUGUGUGUGGUCCCAGCGAGACAAGAAGGAAAACAUGUCUCCCACCAUCAGGGCCACAGUUUCCCAGUUCAACACCAUCACCAACCGGGUCAUCACCUCCUUGCUCUGCUGGCCGGCCGCUACCAACACCAGCCCCACCUGCCCCCGCAGACGGGCCUCCACGCCAACGCAGAGGGCUCGCGUCAUCGAGAAGUGGAUCAGAAUAGCGCAGGAAUGUCGCCGGCUGAAGAACUUCUCCUCCCUCAGGGCAGUACUCUCGGCCCUGCAGUCCAACGCCGUCUACAGGCUGAGAAAGACCUGGGCCGCCGUCAGCAGAGAUAGCAUGGCCAUAUUUGACAACCUCUGGGAGACCUUUCCGGACGAGAACUGUGUGCUGACCAACAGAGAUCUCCUGGUUGAGGAUGGAGGCCAAACGGCCACGGAUAACUUCUCUCCCAAGAUAACCAAGCGAUGCCCGAUCUCCAGACAGAUGAGCACAUCAAGCGGAGUGGUACCGUACCUGGGCACCUACCUGACCGUCCUCACCAUGCUGGAUACUGCUCUGCCCGACACGAUGGAGGGCGGGCUCAUAAACUUCGAGAAGAGGAGGAGGGAGUUCGAGAUAUUAUCACAGAUUCGGCUGCUGCAGGCCGCCUGUACCCAGUACAACCUGCCCUUUCACCCCAGGGUCGCCGCUUGGCUGCAAGGACACAAGCUGCUCACUGACCAGGAAAGCUAUGAACUGUCAAGACAACUGGAGCUUCCCGUGGACCUGUGCUCCCCGACCCCCUGGAGCCACCGCACCCUCACCAAGAAGCUGUCCUCCCUUCUGACCGUGGGCGAUGGGUCUAAGAAGCUCCUCGCCGACCAAAUAAGCGUCUCGUCUUCUGGAUCCAGCGGAUCUGAGAUGGAAGAUCUCUCCUCGCCAAACCCAGCCUGUUCCAUCAGACUGCAGUCAUUUUCCAACUCGUGCAACAACGUGUCCGAGGCCUUCUCUUCCUCCUCCACCUCUUCCUCCCCCUGUUUCUCCACGACAUCCUCUCCGGACUCCCCGACUCCUUCCUCCACCUCCACCUCCUCCUCCGGAUCUCACCUCGACCUCUGCGCCCCGGCCUCGUCCUGCGGCAGCGUCCGGUCCAAGACGGCCCAGGCCUCCCAGCACAAGCGCUCAGUGUCCAUGACCUGCCUCCCGGUCUACAACCGUCAGGUGGACGACUCCUGCAUCGUCCGCGUCAGUGUCAACCUGGGCAGUAACAACGGCAACAUGUAUAAGAGCAUCCUGCUGACCAGCCAAGACAAAACUGCCCAGGUGAUUCAGAGGGCCUUGGAGAAGCAUCACAUGGAGCACAUGAGCUGCCAGGACUUCACCCUCACGCAGGUCCUGACCCAGGGGAAAGAGUUGCUCAUACCGGACAAGGCGAACGUCUUCUACGCCAUGUCCACCUCAGCGAACUUUGACUUCGUCCUGCGUCAGCUUUCCAAAGGGAAGAAGAAACCGCUGAAAGCCACCUCGAGUCGUGGACGGUACACCAAAUAACCUGCCGACCGAGCCGCGGGAGAAAAAGCGGCCUCUCAGAAAACACAGAGUAUAGAAGUCUGUCUGUGAACAGAGUAUAGAAGCAAACUUUAAAAUGCAGGUUACUCUGAAGAAUUUAGGAGAAAGAGAUAGAGAGAGCUUAUGGAGUACGAUAUGUCCUGCAAAGAUGGUCAACACAUUUUGAAUUAUAAGGGGGGGGGGCAAACACAUGGUAGCCAGUCAAGGGGGAUGCAGUGGCACUUUAUGAAGAAGAUGGCUCGGAAACAAGACUGAAGGAGGGAACCAUUUAAAAAACAACCUUGAUUCCAGGUUGAAGGAACUUCUCAUGAAUCCCAUCCUUGAUACGAUAUGAUGUGAUAUGAAUUGAAACGCAUUCCGUGAGGACCUCCCGGCGGUGUUUUUAACCUCUUUGGAUGUACUCACUUGAUUGGAGCACAUGGUAAUCGAUGAACACGGAGCUUCAGUGCUUUUACCUUGGGACUCCUGUUGGAUUUCUUGUAUAAUAGAUCCGACAAUUUGAAUUUACAUGAAACCACAAACACAUACACAUACACACUGCUGUAUUUCCACAGCCGAAGUCACUUUACACCCCCCUCCCCACCCCCGCUCCACACACACAAACACAAGACUGAGCUACAUGUGCCAUUGACCCAUUUUAUGCGGGGCGAUGAGUUUCCCUAUGCAGCUGUUCGCCAUUAAUAACCCCCGUGUGUUUUAAAGGGAAUGGAAGCCAAUGGAGACGGAGUCCCAAAAUGGAGCCCCAUGUAAAUCACACCGAGUGGUAGGUGAACAUGUGAGGGGUACCUUGUGAGCCACUCGAGGUGAGCUGGGCCGGACCCCUCGGGUCGUACAGUGUAUGGGCUGCUGCUCUGUCGGUGCCAUCCAAUAUUUGGGUGGCAAUGUUCUAGGCAGGCUCAUCGUAUCCCUCAGGGUGUAAUGUCCUGCUCCACCUGCGACACCACGAUAGCGAUCUCGUGCAGCGGGGGUUAAGAGCAGCGGCCCGACUGGCCGGAUGGCAUUCCAGUCAGACUAACCAUGCUAACCACAGCGGCUCUGGCGCGUACACUCACAAACAGCUAUCUGGAGUCUGAUGUUAGAAAGCGUUGUGUGUGUGUGUGUGUGUGUGUGUGUGUGUGUGUGUGUGUGCGCCUGUGUAAAUUGUUGAAUUUCAGUGUUAGCGCUUUCGGUGAUCUAUAUAAUUUUAAUUUUCAGCUUUUAGGCUCCGUAUUCAACUGCAGCUCUCCGGUAGCUCACGUCAAUACCUGCAGUCAUUAAUUGUGCACCUUUUCUCGUUUAAUUUAUUCUGUCGGUUCAUUAGAUUGCCUUAACUUGUCGAUUAACUGUUAGAAAAUGAGGUUUUUUUUUCAUAAAUCUACAAGAAGUUUAGUUUUAUGUGUGAUUUUAAACAUUGUCUGAGCUUUUAAAGCAUUUAGAAUGUCAGAUUUAUUUUUUUUUAUGUUACCAUUUUUUCCCCACUUCCCCGGAAAAUUCCCCAGUCAGACCCAAUAUUAAUAAGUUUCAAUGUAAAUAAGGUGCUAAUAUAUUAUGAACCUGAAGAGGGCUUGAAAGGGAGGUCAGCUCAUCAAUGCUGUCCAACGCUGACGGCAAACAGAACAAGAACAGCAUCACAAACACUUCCUGGAGGUUUACUGGAAAUCUGUUCCUGCAGUAAAGGGUCGAGUACAUACGCUGGUUCACUUCUCCCAGAAGCGAUACUGACACUGCAGGGGGGGGCGUGUGUGCUUUGCUCAAGGGUAAGAAUACUGAGUAGGACAGAAUCCAUGUCCCCCAUUCACCGCCUCCAGCUGAUGCAGGGAUUUGAACCAGCGAACUCCUUCCGACAACUUUUUCUGAGCAACUGACGCGCCGCCUCGUUUAACGGCUGUGACCUGAAAAUAUCUAUUUUUUAACUUAUUCAGAGAUUUUUGUGUCUGUUUAUCCUUGCGAUCAAUGAAGAGACUACCGUGGUUGUGAAAUGAAGAAAUGACACACUGUUAGUUGUGAAAAUCAAUUUUAAGAAAAAGUGCUUGCAUCUUUUUAUUAAAUGUGUUUUGUCAA
Messenger RNA from Lampris incognitus (smalleye Pacific opah), 4766 nucleotides. Its product is annotated as ral guanine nucleotide dissociation stimulator-like 1. The record is from RefSeq and is a predicted model, not a curated record. Gene Ontology annotation, cellular component: plasma membrane. Gene Ontology annotation, molecular function: guanyl-nucleotide exchange factor activity. The coding region runs from base 438 to 2708 and encodes 756 amino acids. Lineage: Eukaryota; Metazoa; Chordata; Actinopteri; Lampriformes; Lampridae. The transcript has 17 exons. Gene Ontology annotation, biological process: positive regulation of GTPase activity; Ras protein signal transduction.